This is a messenger RNA of Calidris pugnax (ruff), 1723 nucleotides long. RefSeq names its product inositol 1,4,5-trisphosphate receptor-interacting protein-like 1. Gene Ontology annotation, cellular component: membrane. Bases 1 to 1638 code for a protein of 545 amino acids. The record is from RefSeq and is a predicted model, not a curated record. The transcript is spliced from 2 exons. NCBI's taxonomy places the organism in Eukaryota, Metazoa, Chordata, Aves, Charadriiformes, Scolopacidae.
AUGUUAAAAGAGUUGAGGAAAUCGGGGACGCGUCACAAUGGGGGCGGCUUUAUAAAGGGCGCCAGCAGGCAGCUGCCCCAGUACGGCCUGGGCCACCGGCGAGUGCGCUUCAAGGCCAUGGCUUUGACGACGGUCCGCAUCUUGCUUCUGCUGAGCUUCUUCCUGCGCCUGCCGAUGGUCGGCAAAGAGCUGGAGGAGGCCACGCACGAGCACAUGUGGCUCCGGGAGGAGCAUCUCAAUCAGGAGAUGACUCAGCUGAUGGAGGAGCUGGAGCAGAGCACCUCUGCCCCGGGAGCCCUGCUCUUGGCUGCCUUGCAGCACUGGCAGUUCUGGGCGGUCGCUGGAGUCCUAGUGCUGCUCCUUGGGCUCUGCUGGUGGCUGAGGAAAAGGAGCCAGCAGCCAGAGAGCAGCUGGGAAGAGGAGAUCACCUCCUGCGGCAGCCGAGAGGACGAGGAAGAAGCAGGCGAAGGAGAGGACUCUGACGAUGAGGGGCGUCUGGUCAGGAUUUUGGCAAAGCGCGUCCGUGGGGCAAUGAAGAGCGUGGCCUACAAGCGCCGGGUGGCGGAAGAUCUGGUGAGCGACCUCCUUGGCGUCUUCCAAGCGCGCUUGGCCAACAGUUUCUUCCCCGUGCUGGAGCCAGCCAUCGGGGUGGGCAGCGCCUUUGAAGGUUGGAAUCCCCGGGGGCAUGAUGCGGUCUACCGCCUGCUUGUGCCCCUGAAGCCUCCCCGUGGGCACACGUUCCAUCUGGAGCAGGCCUCUGCGGAGAAGAUGCCGGCAAAGAACUGCAUCCGCGUUCAGCUGGAAUGCACCUGCAUGAGGGGCCAAGGUGUGGAGAACAUGCUCUGCUUCGUGCACCAGCCCCAGGAGGCGCUGAGGACAACUCAGGAUUCCAACCUCCUAAACGACCUCUGCACCAGCGCUGCACGUCCAGGCUUCUACCUGGACGUGCAGAAAAUUGCCCGCUGGUUCCAGACCUUGGUGAGCUCAGCCUGGGGGGAGAUGGCUCAGUGGCAUCACUACAGCAUGAAGGUGCUGCCUUCCCGCCGCUCCUGCAAGCUGCAGCUGACGAAUGCCUGCGGGAGAUCCCUCUUUGUGGAGCUGAUGUUCGGGGUGCAGCAAGGCGACUCGGACAUCUUCCUGAGCAGCCAGGUUGCAGAGCACCCCGGCUGCUUCAUCCCGGGCACAACGUGGGCAGAGAGCUAUGCCGUGGCCGAGGCCAAGUUCUUCAGGCACAUGGCCAAGCAGGCCCCGCAGGACAGCUUCCACCUCACAUGCCUGCAGCUCUGCGCCGGCAUCCUGGAGAGCACAAGCUUUUCCACCGGCACCUUGAAGACCGUUGGGAUGCACCUCCUCAACACCCUGCCCCCGGCAAGCUGGACAAGGAGGGAAUUCGUCUCGCGGAUGCAGGAUAUCAUGUGGGACCUGCGCCAGUGCUUGGAGGAGAAACGCCUCGACCACUUCUUCCUUGGCAAUGAGAACAUGCCCGAGGACAUCGCCUUGCCCCCAGCCUUCCAGGCGGCUGAGCCCCUCAACCUCUUCCAGUGCCUGGUGCAGGAUCCAGCUGCCCACGCCAAGGCACUGCGUGAGCUUGAGGAAGUGCAAGCUCAGCUCAGAAGACUGCUCUUCUAUGGAGUCUGAAAGAGGUCUUCAUGGACAGAGCCGUGCCUGUGUCCCCUCGGCUGCCCCGCGUCUUCAAGAGAGUCCACUCCUUCUGGGAGCUUCC